GUCAGUGCCAAAACACAUGACUGUCAUCUAGAUGGUCACGUGAUUAGGCUGUCGCUGAGUGUAAACAUGGCGGCACACUUGUCCUAUGGACGAGUUAAUCUGAACAUUUUAAGAGAAGCAGCGCGUAAAGAUCUUCGAGAAUUUUUGGACAAAUGUGCAGGAAGCAAGGCUAUUGUAUGGGACGAGUACUUGACGGGGCCUUUUGGGUUGAUUGCCCAGUACUCCUUAUUGAAGGAACAUGAGGUGGAGAAGAUGUUCACCCUCAAGAGUGGGAGGCUUCCACCGGCGGAUGUUAAAAACAUCAUCUUCUUUGUGCGACCGAGACUGGAAUUAAUGGACAUAAUUGCAGAGAAUAUCUUAAGUGAGGACAAACUUCAGACACCUCGUGAGUUCAACAUUCUGUUUGUGCCGCGUCGGAGCAUGCUCUGUGAGCAGAGGCUGAAAGAGCAAGGGGUUCUGGGAUCUUUCACAAACAUCGACGAGUACAUCCUGGACCUCAUCCCAUAUGACGGGGACCUCCUCUCCAUGGAGUCUGAGAGUGCAUUUAGGGAAUGUUAUUUGGAGAAUGACCAGACAAGCCUGUAUCACACAGCCAAAGGUCUAAUGACCCUGCAGGCCCUCUAUGGAACCAUCCCACAGAUCUUUGGCAAAGGAGAAUGUGCGCGGCACGUGGCCAACAUGAUGCUGCGGAUGAAGCGGGAGUUUGCGGGCAGCCAGACUCAGAUCCUGCCCGUGUUUGACACGCUGCUUCUGCUGGACCGGAACGUGGACCUGCUCACCCCUCUGGCCACCCAGCUCACCUACGAGGGGCUCAUCGACGAGAUCUACGGCAUCACCAAUGGCUAUGUGAAGCUUCCCCCUGAGAAGUUUGCCCAGAAGAAGCAGGGUGAGGGGGGCAAGGACCUGCCCACUGAGCCCAAGAAGAUGCCGCUGAACUCAGCCGAGGAGCUGUACGCCGAGAUCAGGGACAAGAACUUCAACGCCGUGGGGGCAGCACUGAGCAAGAAGGCCAAAAUCAUCUCUGCUGCGUUUGAGGAGCGGCACAACGCCAAGACUGUGGGUGAGAUCAAGCAGUUUGUAUCCCAGCUGCCCCACAUGCAGGCAGCGCGCACCUCACUGGCCAAUCACACCUCCAUUGCGGAGCUCAUCAAGGACAUCACCACAUCGGAAGCUUUCUUUGACAAUUUAACAGUGGAGCAGGAGUUCAUGACUGGCGUAGACACAGAUAAGGUCAACACGUAUAUUGAGGACUGCAUUGCCCAGAAGGACCCUCUCCUCAAGAUCCUGAGGCUGGUCUGCAUGCAGUCUGUCUGCAACAAUGGCCUCAAGCAGAAGGUGCUGGACUUCUACAAGAGGGAAAUCCUGCAGACUUAUGGCUAUGAGCACCUCUUGACUCUAAACAACCUGGAGAAGGUUGGCCUGCUGAAGUCACAGAUCACCACCAGGAACAACUACCCCACCAUUCGCAAGACCCUCAAACUUUGGAUGGAGGACGCCAAUGAACAGAAUCCCAACGACAUCUCGUACGUGUACAGCGGCUAUGCUCCUCUGAGCGUUCGGCUGACGCAACUGUUGGCGCGGCCGGGCUGGAGGAGCAUUGAGGAGGUGCUGAAACUGCUCCCUGGACCGCACUUCGAGGAGAGACAGCAGCUACCGCCGGGCCUUCAUAAGAAACGCCAGCAAGGAGAGAACCGAACCACGCUGGUGUUCUUCUUGGGGGGAGUGACCUAUGCGGAGAUCGCCGCCCUGCGGUUCCUCUCGCAGAUGGAGGACAGUGGAACGGAGUACAUCAUCGCCACCACCAAGCUUAUCAACGGAACCAGCUGGGUCAAAUCCCUCAUGGAUCGGCCCGAUCAGCAGGUCUGACUGUGACCAAAAGGACAAACAAACAAACAAAUAAGGAUGAGGAGAAAAUGCAGCGGAAGGCAACAGACUGCUUCAGCUUGACUCAUUGUGCCUGGUCAGUGCAGGUCAAUGGGACUUUCUGGACAAAGAGAUGUGGAUACAUGUGAAAUAUUAUUAUGUUAUUUACCUAAUAUGAGACUUUUUCUUUGUUUUUUUUACAUAAUGCUUAUGUAAUACGUGUGCAAGUGCGUGCGUGCGUGUGUGUGUGUAUGAGGAGAGAGAGGUAGAGAGAAAUGCAAGCUACUAUGAAUGUUUAACAUCUGCCUUUUAGGUCAAAUGAAACUGAUUCUGAAUUGUUCUUACAUGUGACUUAACAAUAACAACUAUAAAAGAAAGAAAAUCUGGUAA
Molecule: messenger RNA, 2253 nt
Organism: Clupea harengus (Atlantic herring)
Lineage: Eukaryota; Metazoa; Chordata; Actinopteri; Clupeiformes; Clupeidae
Gene: vps33a
Product: VPS33A core subunit of CORVET and HOPS complexes
Biological process (GO): vesicle-mediated transport
Source: RefSeq, a predicted model, not a curated record